Belonocnema kinseyi is the source of this 1911-nucleotide messenger RNA. RefSeq names its product delta(24)-sterol reductase-like. The coding region runs from base 127 to 1626 and encodes 499 amino acids. Gene Ontology annotation, cellular component: cytoplasm; membrane. The record is from RefSeq and is a predicted model, not a curated record. Gene Ontology annotation, biological process: steroid metabolic process. NCBI's taxonomy places the organism in Eukaryota, Metazoa, Arthropoda, Insecta, Hymenoptera, Cynipidae. Gene Ontology annotation, molecular function: FAD binding; Delta24(24-1) sterol reductase activity. The transcript is spliced from 7 exons.
GCCCGCUGUUUCUAUUCGACUCUCAGCUGCUUCGUAUUUCUCACACACUGUUCAACACUUGGCAAACUACUCAGGGGACAACCGAAACUUCAACCGUCGAAAGGUUUGUUAAAGAAAGUGGAUGAAAUGACGGACAUAUUAUUGGAACAUAUUAUGACAAAUUAUAGAUGGGUUUUCGUCAUUUUUUUUCUACUGCCCCUUUCCUUCAUUUUCGAAAUCUUCAACUAUGGGAGAAACUGGAUCGUUUUUAAUUUAAGUACAGCUCCUAGGCAGCAUAGAAAAAAAGUUAAAGAAGUGCAGAAACAAGUGCGAAAAUGGAAAGAAAGUGGCGAACAACAAUUGAUGUGCACUGCUCGUCCCAGUUGGCAAACUAUGAGCUUUCGUCAAGGCACAUACAAAUCGUCAAUGUUUAAUAUAAACAUUAAUUUGGUCGACGUACUCGAAGUGAACGUUGAAAACAAAUAUGUUCAAGUCGAACCUUUGGUUACAAUGGGACAACUUUCUGCUACACUGGAUCGUUUAGGAUGGACAAUUCCAGUGACUCCAGAACUUGACGACUUGACCGUGGGAGGAUUAGUAAUGGGUACUGGAAUCGAGUCUAGUUCCCACAAAUUUGGCCUUUUCCAACACAUUUGUCGAGCCUUCGAAAUUGUACUUUGUGAUGGGUCAGUAGUAAAAUGUUCAAAGGAAAACGAUUCCGAUCUUUUUUACGCUAUUCCCUGGUCUCAUGGCACUCUUGGGUUUCUGGUCUCUGUUGAAAUAGACAUUAUAUCAGCCCAAAAAUUCAUAGAACUGGAAUAUCAACCAGUCACAUCUUUAACAGAGGCUGUCGAUGUUUUUAAAAGACAGACAUUUGCAAAGGAAAAUAAUCAAUUCGUUGAGGGUCUUAUGUUCUCUAAAGAAAAAGGAGUCAUCAUGACUGGAAAUAUGGUUUCAAAAGUAGAGGAGGAUUUAGUAAAUCCGAUUGGACGGUGGUACAAGCCUUGGUUUUUCACCCAUGUAGAAAAAAAAUUGAGGGAAGGUUCCAGGAUCGAAUACAUUCCAUUGAGAGAUUAUUAUCAUCGCCAUACGAGAUCCUUAUUUUGGGAGCUUCAAGAUAUUAUUCCUUUCGGAAAUAAUUUUAUAUUUCGAUAUCUUUUCGGAUGGCUGAUGCCGCCUAAAGUUUCUCUAUUGAAAUUGACGCAAACUAAAGCUAUUAAAAAGCUGUACGAAAAUAAUCACGUUUUGCAGGAUAUGCUUGUGCCAAUCGAUCAUCUGAAAGAAAGUAUUUUGAAAUUUCACGAAGUGGUCCAGGUUUAUCCCUUGUGGCUUUGUCCUUUCAAGUUGACUCCAGAUCCAGGAUUUGUUCAUUCGAGGACAAAUAAACAAGAUAUGUACGUUGAUGUCGGUGUCUAUGGAACACCAAAAGUAAAGAAUUUUAAUCCAGUGAAAGUAACUAGAGAAAUUGAAGAUUUUGUUCAUAGUGUCAAAGGAUAUCAAAUGCUUUAUGCAGAUACUUAUAGGACUAAAGAAGAAUUUGAAGCAAUGUUUGAUCAUACUCUCUACAAAAAAAUGAGGGAAAAGUUACAAUGUAAGAAUGCUUUCCCUGACGUUUACGGAAAAGUUAAUAAAAGUGUUCGAACCUGAGUUUCAAAGUCUGGAAAUUUCACAAAUGCAUGAAUAAAAUGGAUCUGUCUCAGAGUGAUUAUGUGGUAUCUUUAUGAAUUAAAUAUGAAUUAAAUAUAAAUUUAUGAAUUAAGCUUCUCUUAUCUCAAAAGGGCUUUAGCUUAAUAGUCUAGUAAUAUGACUAAUAAUAAUAUUAAAAUCUAUUAGGAUUAGUUUUCAGUUUUCACACUUUAAUUUUGGAUUAUAUAAAAUAUUUUCUGGGCAAAAUUGAGGCACUGAGAAUGGCAAAUGGGUAAAGUCCAAAAA